This is a messenger RNA of Saprolegnia diclina VS20, 1746 nucleotides long. RefSeq lists its product as hypothetical. The transcript has 11 exons. The record is from RefSeq and is a predicted model, not a curated record. The coding region runs from base 127 to 1674 and encodes 515 amino acids. Lineage: Eukaryota; Oomycota; Saprolegniomycetes; Saprolegniales; Saprolegniaceae.
GCCAAGAGCUCUCUUCUCGACUCCGCUGCCGCUUCAACCGACGCCCGUGGCGCACCGGUCGAAGAAAUACGGUAGCGACUAAAGAUAGCCACCGAGCGGACACUGCUCAUUGAACCUUUUACCCAAAUGGACGGAGACGAUUCUCUCGAAAUCCUUCGCGGAAAGCUUGUCGCGGGCCAUCGGCGCGGCCAUUCGAUCGUCGUUGGCGGCGCCCACGAGCGCCAGAAACUGCAGAAGGAGCACGAGGUGCAACGCCUGCAGAGCGUGCUGGAGAAGCAGACCAAGGCGCUCGAAGAGUCCCAAGAAGAAACGCAGCUGGCCGCGCGCAUUGGCCAAUCCCUCUUGCGUCAGAACCAGCAACUCGACUACGAGAUGGAAGAUCGCGUCGGCAGUCUCACGCAGCGCUGCGAAGAUGCCGAGGCCCAUGUCAAGAGCCUGAGCGCCAAAGUCGCCGAACUUUCGGCCAAGUACCGCGUCCUGGACCUCCAGCAUGCCAAGGUCCUACACGACCAGAGCGCGGCAGACGCCGACGGCGCUACUGCAAGAUGUGUGGCCAAGACCCUUCGCGACGAGUUGGCGUCGGCCAAGGACGACGCUCGCUUCCUGCGACGCGCGCAAGACGACUUGCUCACCGAAAUUGCGGGGCUUCGCGAGCGCAAUAUCGCCCUUGUGGCCGAGACCAAGCAGCUUCACGCCGAAAACACAGCACUUCAGCGGCACUGCGACGACCUGCUUGACAUCAACCACGAGCAAACUCAGCGCGUGCGUCAGCUGGAGGAAGCCCACGCAAUGGCAGUCGAAGCGCUCCUGGAGGUGCAGCCAAAGUUCAAAGCGCUUCAAGUCAACCAUGCGCAGUCUCUCUCCGAGUUGCGGCUUCUCACGGAGCAGUUCGAGACAACACGAGACGACGCCGAGUCGGCGGCGGCGCAGGUGCACGCGUUGCGCGACGACCUCGCCGCGCUCACCGAGCAGCUCGAGCAGGAGAAGCGAGUGGCGCACGAUCUGCUACUAAAAAACGAAGAGCUCGUCGACACCAUUGCAACAGUCCCAACGCCAAAGCACUCGCGCCAGCCAAGCGAGCUGUCGUCGCCGCGUGGCUAUACGCGACAACUGAGCGGCGCGCACAGCCGACAGCCGAGCGAGUUCGACUUGAGCACGAUGCUGCACCAAGAAUCGGCGCUCGAGCGACGCCGGGCAGAGAUCCUCAAGCGCGGGUCGCUCUUCCACGAGCUCUCCAUUGAGCUCGAGAAGGAGUUUGUGCGGGCCAAACAGUCGCCUGCCAAGCUACCCAUCCCUGCAGCCCCAAUGUCGUGCGCCACAUGCCCACUGCUCAUGCAGCGCGAAGCCGCGCAGACGCAAAAGGUGGCUUCGUUGUCGCUUGAGGUGCAGCACCUCAAGCAGCGACUGGCGACGACCUUGCCGCCACCAACGACCGUGAAAGCCAAGGACGACGACCUUGUCGACGACAUUCUCAAAGAGUUUUUCGUGCUCACGGCUGCCGCCAUCAAGAUGAACGGCGCGGGCUUGGAAAACGACCGCUGCAACAUCAGCAACGAAGUCUUGUACGAGAAGGCGAUUGAAGCGGGCGUGACCUUUGAGCGCUACUAUGCGUGGAUCCAGCACGAGUUGGAAGGCAAGAACGUCCCGACGCGCUACCUUCGCCGACGAGUGUAGGCGGAUACUGCACGCCUGUCUUCAACACAGAUUGAUAAGCCUUGGCAACUGCGAGCUGGGAAUUCGAGAGCA